GGACGAGAACCAAAAAGUCAAGCAACAACCGCAGGUCCAAUUACAGCAUCAUCAGUCAUGAUUUGUCGGCGAUGCGCUCUGCGGCUAGCAAGCUCAUUCAACGCAACUCCAUUGGCCCGUCGGAUGAUCUCGACCACGCAUAUUAACGCAGCAGAAGCUAUCUCCUCCAAAGAAAUAGAGCAAGCCAAACCGCGACAAGAUGGUGACCAACCUUCGGCAAUAUCCUCAGCUGCUCAACCAUUCACAACACCAAUUUCCGUCUCUCCUACGGCACGAGGCGACAAAGCAUCUAAGAAGAAGGCUUCAGACGUGCCAGUGGUAGUUUCAUCUUGUCCCGCUGGCACAAUCCUCAAGGGCCUCAACUUCAUGAAGGGCAAAACCGACCCCGUGGCUAUGGAGGAUCACGAAUAUCCAGAUUGGCUUUGGGAUGUACUCAAAUCUGACACACAAGAUGUAGCGGAUGCUGUCGACGCCGAUAUAUAUUCGAAGAGCAGAAACAAGCGGGCAAAAGCGAAGAAGGCCAUGAAGAACAAACCCGAGGAAGAUCUGUCGUUUGAGAAGAUCCCUAUACAUGAGCAAACAAUUGACCUACCAAUUGGCGAUGGGACUGAGGAGGGAAAUCUAGCUGCUGCGAAAGCACGGCAGGAGCUUACGAAAGCCAUGAGGCAAAAACGGCGAGCGACCAUCAAGGAGGCCAACUUCUUGAGAACUAUGCGGUAGUUCAUCGGGUCAUCAGCCGUGUACGAAUACAACUGCUAACAUCAUUUAUUCACUGUAUGCGCUACUAGAGUUCUACCGGCAUUGUGUUGAAUAGUUGAUCUACUCAUAGAUAAACUUCGUUUUCAACAGAUCUCUCUGUACGAUAAUUUCGGUCUUUGCCUCUAGCGCCAAAUAAGCCUUGCGUAACAUUCACACGCCUCCCGUUUAGCAAGAAUUUCCUCAGGUUGCCAGCCGCCAUCCACACAAUAGCAUCAUUUGGCAGUUCUGGAAACUCAUUGAAAAUAAUGUCUGAGCUAAGGGAACAGCCGGACAGACAUGUAUUUUAGUGCACAGAGGCAGUGGUUUCGACGCCGCCUGGGCCUGCCAUAGGUUUCCAGACACCCUUUGGAAGAGAGUUAUAUGUUGGUUUUGUUAGAAUUAAAGUGCAAACCUUUCAUGUUGAAAACUUUGUGAUUCGCGGCGUCUACGAUCUAGC
Molecule: messenger RNA, 1195 nt
Organism: Verruconis gallopava
Lineage: Eukaryota; Fungi; Ascomycota; Dothideomycetes; Venturiales; Sympoventuriaceae
Exons: 1
Coding region: 58-720 (220 amino acids)
Cellular component (GO): mitochondrial large ribosomal subunit
Molecular function (GO): structural constituent of ribosome
Source: RefSeq, a predicted model, not a curated record